AUAAUAAUUAAUUAUUUUUACCGGAGAUCCAACUUUGCCAUCCAGAAAUCUCUCUCUCUCCACCAGCGCAGCGAGCGACGACUCGAACGAAGAAGAAAAGCCAGAAAAAAGAAAACCCAAAUCAAACAGGAAUCUAGAGAGAGAAAGCUCAGUGGAAUUCUGGAGACCGAGGGAGCGAGGCAAGGCGUCAAAACGAGAUUGCGAAGACGUAAUAGAGAAAAAAGAGGAGGAGGAGAGAGACUGGGUCUGCUCUGGGUCUGUGCUUUUUCUAGGCAUUAAUGGCGGAGGAUAACAAGGAGGCGACGCCCAGCGGCGACGAGAGCGUCAAGCUGUUUGUAGGUCAAGUCCCCAAGCACAUGACGGAAGCUCAGCUUCUCGCAAUGUUCCAAGAGUUCGCCCUGGUGGACGAGGUCAACAUCAUCAAAGACAAGACUACACGCGCUUCCAGAGGGUGUUGUUUCGUACUUUGCCCAUCCAGGCACGAAGCAGAUAAGGCGGUCAGUGCGUGUCAUAAUAAGAAAACAUUGCCCGGGGCAUCUAGUCCAUUGCAAGUGAAAUAUGCAGACGGCGAGUUGGAACGUUUAGAACACAAGCUCUUCGUUGGCAUGCUACCAAAAAAUGUAUCUGAAGCUGACUUAUCCGAUUUGUUCUCCAAGUAUGGCACGAUAAAGGACUUACAAAUUCUAAGAGGUUCACAGCAAACUAGCAAAGGUUGUGCUUUUUUGAAGUAUGAGACAAAAGACCAAGCCCUUGCAGCGCUAGAAACUAUCAAUGGAAAACAUAAAAUGGAGGGUUCGAAUGUUCCUCUAGUUGUCAAAUGGGCAGAUACAGAGAAGGAAAGACAGGCGAGGAGAGCUCAGAAAGCACAAUCUCAGGGAUCUAAUAUGCCAAAUGCUGACUUACAGCAUCCUUCCUUGUUUGGAGCCUUGCCAAUGGGAUAUGUUCCCCCUUACAAUGGCUAUGGUUACCAAGGUCCUGGAUCCUAUGGAAUCAUGCCAUACCGGUUGCCACCUAUGCAGAAUCAACCUGGUUUCCAUGGAAUGAUUCCCCCCAUCAAUCAAGGAAAUGCACUGCGUGGUGGAAUCAGACCUAACCUGUCGCCCAAUAUGGCCCCUAGAAAUUAUGGUGUCCCUCCAGCAAGUUAUGUGGGCUCGGCUUACCACCCUGCAGUCCCCGGCGUCCAGUAUCCUAUGACUUAUCCAGGAGGAAUGAUGGGUCAUCGACCUAUAGGUGGUUCACCUAGUUCAGCAUCUCAUCAAGUUUCAAGCAGCAGUAGUCCUGGAUCCUCUUCAGGUGUCACUACUAGUUCGGGGUCUCAGGUUGAAGGUCCACCUGGUGCUAAUCUGUUCAUAUACCACAUACCACAAGAAUAUGGAGAUCAAGAGCUUGCUAAUGCUUUCAAAGGAUUUGGCAACGUGCUGAGCGCAAAGGUCUUUGUUGACAAGGCCACUGGUUUCAGCAAAUGUUUUGGUUUUGUUAGUUACGACUCGCCGGCUGCAGCUCAAGGUGCGAUUGCUGUAAUGAAUGGAUACCAGUUAAGUGGUAAGAAGUUGAAGGUUCAGCUGAAAAGGGACAACAACAAACAGAGCAAACCUUACUGAUUAAGAAGAAGGGUGAGACAUGGAAGCAAAGCGGACAUGGGAGUGAUGCGACUCGCACGAUGUAUUGGGGGGCCUGGAUUUUGAGCUGUCGCCUUCAUGCAGCAUCCUUGUAAUUUGCGGAUGGGAUUGAAGCUCCUCUCAACUUGUAAUUGGUGGUGCAAUUUUGGCACCAGGCACACAACUGUAAUUUUCUGUACACCAUGGAAUUUCAUUUUAGAUACUAACGAUUAUUUCAUUGAUUUUCAAUUUGUUGAUUUCUCGGCGAAAUUCAUUCAUUUGCUAAUUUCUUUCUGGCACAUGCUUUGCAACAGCUCCAGUUUGGUUUAGCAUCUUUCGACUUUCCUUUUCCCCUUGAUGGCUGUGCUAGCGUUGGAACUUUUGGAUCAGACGAUACUUCUUUUGCCUUAGACCUUACCUUUAUAUUGAG
Messenger RNA from Linum tenue, 2028 nucleotides. Lineage: Eukaryota; Viridiplantae; Streptophyta; Magnoliopsida; Malpighiales; Linaceae. The record is from the annotation of a GenBank genome assembly.